AUGUCAGACUGCUCAUUGACCUCAAGUGAACGUUAUGUUCGUACUGAUGGCAAAUUUGAAGGAGAGAUCUUAUUUGAUGUUGACAUUCCUCAGAAGCCCUUCGAACGCGAAUUCUCCUUUCGAACAUCCAAAGGUCAGGCCAUCAUGCCAGGCUUAUGCCGCCUCGAUUCGGGGUCCGACAUACCACUUGUAGUGUCAAGAAGAUGGGUCAAAGAGGCUGGCAAAGAAGCCGAGAUAUCAACCGAUUUUGAAUGUCCAUCCUCAUAUAGUCUCAGCGGACAUGCGAUGGAAUUCACUGGCAUCAUUCGAAACUUUGUUUUUAACCCUAAAGGCUCUUCAACAAUAUAUCGCAGAGAUUUCUUGGUGUGUGAUCAACUGGAUUCUUUUGUGGAUUUCACCAUUGGUGAAAAGUUCAUGCUAGAGGAAUGGCAGGUCUUGUUUGGGAACAUGAAGAGACGGAUUGCCGGGUGGUUCAGUCACAAAAAGGAAACGCCUUUAGAGCAAGAAGAGGCUCAAAUCCUGAAAGACAAUCAGGAGAAAGAAGCACAAGAAGCUGAACUUCGUCGUCAGGAUAAGAAAGAUGCUCAGCGCAAGAAAGAAAAAGAAGCCCGUCAGAAAUGGUCAGAGGCUAAUGAGUCUCCUGUUAGCCAAUAA
Messenger RNA from Botrytis fragariae, 654 nucleotides. Its product is annotated as putative ste23. The coding region runs from base 1 to 654 and encodes 217 amino acids. The transcript is spliced from 2 exons. NCBI's taxonomy places the organism in Eukaryota, Fungi, Ascomycota, Leotiomycetes, Helotiales, Sclerotiniaceae. The record is from RefSeq and is a predicted model, not a curated record.